ACCACUACGCGCCAAAUUUCACGGUUAGGUCGUUCUUGCCUUUUAUAAAGUUUUUUUAAUGGAUUUUGUUUGUUAGUAUGAAUUAAACCGUCAUUAAGAGCUGCAUCACUAAAAAUGGGAGACUUUCAUUCGCCAAUGCGCUGCAUUUCACCAAGUGCACGUGUUUUAACACCAAAACCACAAGUACAACAAACUUUAGAAGUUCGACAGACACAAAAGAAAGCUAAAAACGCUAUUACACUAUUUUGUAUUAACAGUACACUUUUUGCAGUUGUUCUCUUUGACAUAUUUUAUGGUGGCAUUGCAUAUAAGCCAUUUUCAUGGAUUGAAUGGUGCUUAGCAUCCAUUCUUGGUCUUAAUUCAGUCCAUCAUUUGAUAAGGUAUACCAUGGCCAUGUUCAGUUUGCGGCCAGUCACUUUGACUGCAAACCAAAGAAAACUUUUAGGGAUAUCAGAAGAUGAUCCACUCUUCAAAAAUGAAGUUCUAUCACCUAAAACACUACCAGAACCAACCACUCCACUUAAUUUUUCUUGCAUGAAUUUGAGUAGAAAUUCUAGUGCUCUUGGUACUUCUUCUUUAAAUGAAACAAAAGACUAUUCAGCUUCUAGCCCAUUUUCAAAAUACAAUAGUCCAUUAUCUCGCAAGUCAGCAGUAAGUCCAAAUGUCCCCAUUAAUAAAUCAUUCAACAGUUCAAUGAGUGCUAGUUUCACUGGUGAUGACUUGAUUCAAGAUGAGGUUGGACUGCAAAACUAUUUGAAAGAAGUCACAAAGAAAGAAUGUAAAUCUACACCACAUUCAACCAGUGUUGAUCAACCAUCAAAUUUACUAAGCUCCUUUUGGUCUCAUCCAGCAACUCGCAGUCCAGGAGAAGUGUCACCCUUCUUGAGACAAUGCGUUUAUCAAUUAGCACCAACUGUUGACAAGUCCAAAACUUCUAGUCCUGGUGCUGAAGAAGGAAGUUCACCAAGAGCCUAUGGAAGUCCUGAUGUUUGGAGAAAGUAUAGAAUUGAUCCAGCUAAAGUUAAUCAAUGGAUUGCUAAUUUGAGAAUGUGGAUAAGCAAAACUGUUGUUGAACGAGUUGCAUUAGAAAUAGAUAAUGUAUGUUCUAGUCUAAUCCGUCAUGGUUUAAGUGACUCCCAACCAGGACAUGUAGGGUUGGACAAACUCAGGAAACUUGCUCAAUCAUUCUCAGUAACUGUUAUACCUACUUUACCAGCUCUAGUUCCUUUCCUUGAGCUAUCAAGCAAUCAAGAAUAUUUAGUUAAAAGAAUUAAAAUACUUGCUAAAGGUGGGUCCAUGAGUGAAUUCAAAUGGAAUAGUGGAGGAUCUCAUAAUGGAAAAGAAUGGGAUUCAAGUUUGCCAACAGACACAGCUAUUAUCAUGCAUCUCGUUUCAAUAUAUAUGGACACUCAAUUAGAAGCUCCCUUGAAUCAACCUGAUGCCAGACCUUUCACAUCGAGAUACAUAGCAAAAUCGGGUUCAGAAUUACCGCGAAGCAAAGGUCCUAUAAUAGUCAAUCACUCUACAAAUCCACCUCAUUACUUCCUCGCUCUCACUGGUGACUCCCUAGAAAAAGACUAUGAAGAUAUUCCACGAGGCAGGAACAAUUUGUUUCACACACUACUUUUAUUCUUAUACAUAGUUAAGACUCGUGAUCAUGGUAUGCUCGGCCGCGUCAACCUUGGCAUGUCCGGCGUGAAUGUCCUUUGGGUGAUUGACUAAAUGACCUGUACAAUUUUUCUAUUUUUCUAUUGCGCAAAGAACGUGUGUCAGUGGAAAUUAUUUUAAAAUCUGAGCAAUUAUUUAUUUUGUUAUAAUCAUGCCAAGAAUAGCUGGGUUAAAUGUAAUUCUCCCGUGACUUCAUUUUAACUUUAAGUAGGUAGUCUGUAAAGUUAAGUUAUUAUGUGAUGAUCUUAUGAUGUCGGUGUAUAUGCGGCGUGGUAGUAAAAACUUUGUACAGAUAUGUAAAUAUGAGAAAAUUUAAGCAAUAAGGUCGUGUCUCUCGUAAAUCUUAAGCAUUCAUAAAAAAAUAGUGAAGCAAUAAUAUAUGCAAAAUGUCUUGGUGACGUUUGUAUCUAUUUUUCGAAUGCAAAUUAUUGACUACGCAUUGUAAAGUGAAUAACAAAAACUCUUGGUCUUUUUGAGUGACUUUAACGAAGUGUUCUAUUACUAAGAUCCGUAUAUUGAAUUACAUUAACUCAAUUCGGAAAUCAUCUAUUCAUUCAAGCAGCGAAAACGUAAAUACCCUGUCAAAAAAAAAUGAAAAAAUAUCAAUGAAAAAUUACAAUCAGCAGUAAUACAGAGAUUACUUCAACAUCAUAAAAAUUAUCUAUUCAACAAACGAUUCAAUCCUACAUCAAGAUUUAUUAUGUCAUGUAAAAAAUGUAUCUUAACAUAACUAAAAUUUAUUGAAAUGCUUGAGCACUGAUC
This is a messenger RNA of Phymastichus coffea, 2430 nucleotides long. RefSeq names its product transmembrane protein 209. The transcript is spliced from 8 exons. The record is from RefSeq and is a predicted model, not a curated record. Bases 115 to 1722 code for a protein of 535 amino acids. Lineage: Eukaryota; Metazoa; Arthropoda; Insecta; Hymenoptera; Eulophidae. Gene Ontology annotation, cellular component: membrane.